AUGGAGGAUAUUUUUCAGUGGUGUAGGGAAGGUAAUGCCCUGCAGGUGCGAGUUUGGCUUGACGAUACGGAGCAUGAUAUGAACCAAGGUGAUGAUCAUGGGUUCAGUCCGCUACACUGGGCAUGUAAAGAAGGUCAUAUUAAGAUAGUGGAAAUGUUGAUAAAACGAGGAGCAAGAAUUAAUGUUACAAAUAUGGGUGAUGAUACUCCAUUGCACUUGGCUGCCGCACAUGGUCAUAGACCUAUUGUUCAAUUGUUGCUUCAAAAUAGAGUUGAUGUUAACUUUACAAACGAACAUGGAAAUGCUCCCCUACAUUAUGCUUGUUUUUGGGGGUAUGGUGCAAUAGCUGAAGAUUUGUUGUUAGCUGGUGCUUUGGUGUCUUUGGCUAAUAAAGAUGGAGACACACCUUUAGAUAAAACAAGGGGUCAACUUGUGCAGAGACUCCAUGAGUUAGCCGUGAAUCAAGGCCAAGAUCUAAAGAAGAUACAGUUUAAAGACCAGUCCUGGCUUGGUCUGAAAACUCGCAGUCGAGAUGCCACACUCUCACGACACAAGGGCAUCAACAUAAAUGAACUGGCUUUACACACCAGGAUUGCCGUUACUCCCUCUGGUGAGUCAUGGCGUGGUCGGUGGCAAAAGAAUGAUAUAGUGGCGAAGAUAAUAGCAGUACGCGAGUGCACUCCGCGCGUGCAGAGGGACUUCAAUGAGGAGUUCCCCAAGCUCAGGAUAUUCUCGCACCCAAAUAUUUUGCCUGUGGUGGGUUGCUGCGUGUCGCCACCGUCGCUGGUGGUGAUCUCGCAGUACAUGUCGUGGGGCUCGCUGCACGCGCUGCUGCACGGCGCGGGCGCGGCGGCGGUGGGCGGCGCGGGCGGCGCGGGCGGGCGCGUGGUGCUGGACGCGGGCGCGGCCGUGCGGCUGGCGCGCGACGUGGCCGCCGGCAUGCACUACCUGCACUCGCUGCAGCGCGACCGCGUGCUGCCCACCUACCAUCUGAACAGCAAGCAUGUUAUGAUCGACGAGGACCUGACGGCGCGCAUCAACAUGGCGGACGCGAAGUUCUCGUUCCAGGAGCGCGGGCGCGUGUACGCGCCGGCGUGGAUGUCGCCCGAGGCGCUGCAGAAGCCCGCGGCGCGCCGCAACUGGGAGGCCGCCGACAUGUGGAGCUUCGCCGUGCUGCUGUGGGAGCUCGCCACCAGGGAGAUACCAUUCGCUGAUUUAUCACCAAUGGAGUGUGGCAUGAAAAUAGCACUGGAAGGACUUCGCGUUACCAUCCCUCCAGGUGUAUCCCCACACAUCUCAAAACUGAUCAAAAUAUGUAUGAACGAAGACCCUGGGAAACGACCUUCCUUUGAAAUGAUCUUACCUAUUCUCGAAAAAAUGAAACGC
This is a messenger RNA of Brenthis ino (lesser marbled fritillary), 1386 nucleotides long. Lineage: Eukaryota; Metazoa; Arthropoda; Insecta; Lepidoptera; Nymphalidae. The record is from the annotation of a GenBank genome assembly.